AUGGUACGAGACAAAUCUAAUUUGCCCUCUACAGACGCUUUCGUUAGUCUCUCGCUACUUGAUGGCGGUAGUUUCGUUGCUGAUUUGAGCCGCAUGCAUGCUGGCGGGAGCGGGACUUUUCGCAUGUACAAUUGGGCAUUUUAUAUUGCGCACAAGGAAAGACAUGUACUUUGGGACUUGGGCUUAGAUGAGGACCGGAGCUGCUAUACACCUUGGGUCAACAAGCACAUGCUGCAGUACAUUAACCAUGUUGGCCCAAAGCGUACCAUUGUACAACAGUUGUUCGAGCGAGGCGUUGCAGCCACAGACAUUGAUACCAUUCUUUUCAGUCACGCUCACUGGGACCACUGCCGACCAAUUUCCGACGUUUUUUCAAAUGCCAAAGCGUGUUUUGGUCCAGGCACAAAAUUAGCAUGCCAGCCGGGUCAUUGGAAAAAUUCCGACCUGCAGUGGGAUGGGCGCUUCUUUGACCCAGAUCACGCCACCGAGACCUGGGAAGAGCUACAGGGCGAUUGGAAACAAUUUGGACCGUUCGAAAAGGCUCUAGAUUAUUUCGGAGACGGUAGCUUUUGGAUCUUGGAUGCACCAGGACACAUGCCAGGCAAUCUUGCUGCCGCCGCCAGAUUGCAAAAUGGCGAAUGGGUCGUUCUUGGGAGCGAUUGCUGUCAUUCGAGGGAAUUGCUCGAUGGCGUGCAAGAUAUUGCACAGUUUCAAGGUCCCGACUUGAAGCCCAUGUCUCUCCACACAGACAUUGCAUCUGCUAGAGAUACUAUGGCCAAGCUGCGGACGUUAGAAACUGACUACGGGGCUCAUAUAGCGCUCGCACACGACGCUUCGUGGUUGAAGAAGGGCACAGAUAGGGUGCUGAUGUCGCUGCUGGAUGAGAGGAUGAAGCUGGCGGCUAAAGAAAAGAUAGCUCAUGAUGCGAUACCUUAG
Bipolaris zeicola 26-R-13 is the source of this 936-nucleotide messenger RNA. RefSeq lists its product as uncharacterized. The transcript has 5 exons. The coding region runs from base 1 to 936 and encodes 311 amino acids. Lineage: Eukaryota; Fungi; Ascomycota; Dothideomycetes; Pleosporales; Pleosporaceae. The record is from RefSeq and is a predicted model, not a curated record.